This is a messenger RNA of Rhinocladiella mackenziei CBS 650.93, 3789 nucleotides long. RefSeq lists its product as uncharacterized. The record is from RefSeq and is a predicted model, not a curated record. Bases 1 to 3789 code for a protein of 1262 amino acids. The transcript is spliced from 11 exons. Lineage: Eukaryota; Fungi; Ascomycota; Eurotiomycetes; Chaetothyriales; Herpotrichiellaceae. Gene Ontology annotation, molecular function: oxidoreductase activity, acting on CH-OH group of donors; flavin adenine dinucleotide binding.
AUGGAUCAAACCCCUCAAAAAGUCUCUGACGGAGACAUCGGAACCAAAAGUCCCAACGGGUCGAACGGGGUUGGUUCAUCAACGACGCCCCGGUCAGCUUCUCAUCAGGUUCCUCCAUAUCGGGUUGGGACCACGGAGCCCGGAGGUCCACUUUCUAGAUCUCAGUCGAAGCUCGAGGCCCGAGACUACCAUGAAGGAAACAAGUUCCCUCGGCUAUCCCGCCCUGUCGAGCUUUUGCGACAUGGCUACGACGUCGUCGUGAUUGGAUCCGGAUAUGGAGGAGGAGUCGCAGCAUCCCGGAUGGCGCGCGCCGGUCAAUCUGUCUGUGUUCUGGAGCGUGGGAACGAGAGAUGGCCGGGUGAAUACCCUUCAACUCUGGCGGAGGCUAGCCCAGAAAUCAGCGUGUCUGGACUUUUUGCUCCUGAGGACAAACCGGGAGUGCCAGUGCAGGUUGGAGAUCCGACGAAGCUCUAUCAGCUCAUCAUGGGAGCCGGUCAAAAUGCAUUUGUUGCCAGUGGUCUCGGGGGCACAAGUCUCUUAAACGCCAACGUAUUUCUGAAAGCCGACGACGGAGCCAUGAGUCUUCCGGAAUGGCCAGACAAUCUCCGGAAACCCGGGGCUUUGGAUGAAUACCACAAACGCGCUGCUCAGAUGCUUCAACCGGAAACAUAUCCAGAAGAUUUCCCUCCUCUGGCAAAGCUUGACCUCUUGAAGAAGCAGGCGGAGCUCUUGGGCCUCGAGAAGAAUUUCAAACGAGUCCCGCAAACAACGCGGUUUGAGAAUGGACCAAACUAUGCUGGCGUUCAAAUGCAAGCCAGUGCCCUCACUGGCAUGGAUAGUACGGGUGUCAACGAUGGGAGUAAAUCCUCAACCCUCGUCACCUAUCUUGCUGAUGCAUGGAAUUGGGGAGCCGAGAUCUUUUGCGAAUGCGAAGCUCGAUGUAUCAAGAAACAUCCCACACAAGAAGGUUAUCUCAUAUACUUUGCAUGGCACGGGAGCAAGCGAGGUUUGUUCAAGCAAAACAUCUAUCGUGAUCUCAUGUGGGUGCAUGCAAAGAAAUUCGUGUUUCUCGGUGCUGGUGCCCUAGGAACCUCCGAGAUUCUCCUUCGAAGCAAAGCUCUUGGACUGAAGAUGAGUGAUCGCGUGGGUAAGGACAUGAGCGGGAAUGGCGAUAUCCUAGCUUUUGGAUACAACACCGACUACGAGGCCAACGGUCUAGGACGAGUCUCUCCAAACCCCGACCGACCCAUCGGCCCGACCAUUACGGGAGUCAUUGACUGUCGUCAGCAACUAAACCCACUGGACGGUUUCGUCAUCGAAGAAGGUGCCAUUACGGAGGCUUUGGUCCCCGUGCUUCAAAAAUUGCUGGAAUCUCUCCCAGGAAAGAUCUUCCCGGAAAAAUACACCAUCAAAAAUAGGUUGCGCCAUUUGAUUUCUCGUCAACAAAGCCGACUCGCUCCAUACGCGCCAAUGGGUAGUCUAGAGAGGACGCAAACAUAUCUCAUCAUGUCCCAUGACAGCAACCAAGCAGUGAUGAGAUUGGGAGAAAAUGACAAACCUACUUUGACCUUUCUCGGAGUCGGGAGAAGUGACCAUGUGAAAUAUCUCAACGGGAUUCUUGCCAAGGCCACCAAUGCGGUCGGAGGAACCUAUAUCAACUCUCCCUUUUUCGCAGCUCUCGGAGAGCAAGAGAUCACGGUGCAUAUCAUGGGGGGAGCAACAAUCAGCAGCGACGGUACUGGCGUCAAUGGGGCAACGGAUGAAUUUGGUCGACUGUUUCGAGGACCCGGGAAAGACGUUCACGAUGGGAUUGUCGUUGUAGAUGGUGCGGCCCUUCCAACAGCUCUUGGAGUCAACCCAUUUGCAACCAUUACUGCACUCGCAGAACGAUCUGUGGAAGAAGCGGCCCGAGUCGAAAAUCUCAUGAUCGACUUGGUCACUCAGAAUGGGACAUUGAACCUGUUCGGACGACCGGCACAUGCGCAUCCUAUGAACAAGGAACUCCGUCACGCAGAAAGAACAAUUCACAUGGCCAUGGACUCCGAGGCCGAAGGCAUUGAGUUCACCGAAGUUAUGUCCGGUUAUAUCAACACCGAAGAUCAAGUGGACACCGGGAAUGAGGCGUCUGAUUUCACUAUCGCCACCGCUGCAGCCCAAGCGGCAGGAAGCACUGCCAGAUUCUUUCUGAGUUGUCAUGCCUGGGAUACUGAUGAAUUGAUUGGCCGAUCAGACCACCCGGCGAUGCUUACCGGCACAUUUACAUGUGCGGGCCUUCCAGGGUCGCCUUUCAUGGUUCUACGAGGUGAAUUCAACCUUUUCAAUCAAGACAAACGGACACCGGAUACCACCAAUCUCACCUAUGACUUUGACAUGGUGUCUACCCGAGGAGAGGUGAUCCACUUCCAUGGAUACAAAAUCGUUGACCGUUCCGUCGCUUUCAAGCCUUGGUCUACAUGGAAAGCCACUUCUACACUCUACGUGACUCUUACCCAGGGAAGCCAAGUCAAAGGAAAGGGGACGUUACACAUCGAUCCCCAAGACUUUGCAUCUGAAUUGUCAACUUUCACCCCUCAUGGGCCGACGAUCCUAUCCAAGGCAUUUUCCACCGGCAAAUUCUUGACCUUCUUCACACAACAAGUCUUGGUCAACUUUCUCGGCCCAUGGGGCCGAAUGCAGUUUCCAACCACCACCUAUCAGGGCUAUGAAGUGAACAAGAAGCCGCCUAUUGAGACCAUAAAAAUUACUUCUGUUGACAACGUCGUCUCCACCUUACAGCGAUGGGCGCCGACUUCCACGUCUUCCACUGGUCGAAAAGUUCUGUUUAUUCCCGGUGCAUCGGUUGACCAUCAGAUUUUUGCUCUUCCAACCAUCGAGACGAAUGCAGUAGAAUACUUCCAAACCGCAGGAUACGAGGUCUUCUGCAUCACACAUCGUGUCGGCAAGACCCCCAAUGCUCAGCGUGGAUACACCACCUACGACGCCAGACUCGAUAUCCAAGCUGUGUUUGAAGAAAUUCACCGGAUCCAAGGUUCAGACAAGCCCAUAUAUGUGAUCGCCCAUUGUGCCGGGUCCGUCGCAUUAUCUGCCGGACUCCUGGAUGGAAAUAUCGAUUCGAAAUGGAUCAGUGGAUUGACAGCAUCGCAAGUCUUCUUCAACCCGAUGUUUGGGACAAUCAACAAGAUCAAAGCAUUUUUACCGAUUCCCCUGACCCAGAUUUACAAGUUGCUGGCCGGAAAUUGGUUCUCAUGUAUCUCCACAGAGCACGACUCUUUGGUCCAACGGCUCUUGAAUCAAGUGGUUCGAUUGUAUCCCGUCGGCUCACCGAAAGAGCUAUGUAAUAGUGUUGUCUGUCACCGAUCCGAGCUUGUUUUCGGAAGACUCUGGUCUCACAAACGUCUAAACGCCGCUACUCACGAGAACUUGUCCAAAUUCCUCGGUGGGGUGAGCAUGAAUUCGCUCUCUCAGCUCAUGUACCAAGGCAUCCAUGGACAUGUGACGAACAACAUGUCAGAGUCGCUUGUCACAACGCCGAAUCUGCAACGACUGAAAGGUCUUCCAAUCUUGUUUAUCUCCGGAGCAGAUAAUGUGGUGUACACGCCAGAGAACACGGAUAAAUCGUACACGACAAUGACUACGACAUUCGGUCAGAAGGAAUACCAACGAGAACUCUUUCCCGGGUACGGGCAUUUGGAUUGUUGGAUGGGCGCUGAGGCGGUGAAGGAUGUUUAUCCCACUGUACUUGCUCAUGCGGAGAAGAUUUUCCACCAGACUAACGAGAUCUACGUGUGA